GUUUAGUGUCUAUUUCACUCUGUACCACACAAAAUAAAUUCCUAGCACUAUGCUUGCUCUAAGGAACUCCUUUCUCCACAAUCUUAAAACUAUUCAGUAUAAACAGACGAGGAAUUUUGGGGUGGGGAGGACAUGUCUAGGAUCUGUGAACCUGAAGGGACGCAGUCUUCUAACACUGAAAGACUUCAACCCAGAUGAGAUCAAGCACAUCCUGUGGGUGUCUGCAGACCUGAAGCAUCGAUUCAAGCAUGAUAGACAGAUGCCCCCUCUUCUUCAAGGCAAAUCUAUCGCUAUGAUAUUCGAGAAGAGGAGCACUAGGACCCGCAUGUCUACAGAAACAGGUUUCGCUCUGCUGGGUGGUCAUCCAUGUUUCCUCACCUCUAAGGAUAUUCACCUGGGUGUAAAUGAGAGCACAAAAGACACAGCCAGAGUGCUCUCAAGUCUGACUGAUAUUGUGUUAGCCCGGGUGUACAGUCACUCUACUUUGGAGCAGUUGGAUAAGGAAGCCUCUAUACCAAUUAUCAACGGCCUCUCUGAUCUUUACCAUCCUAUACAGAUACUAGCUGAUCUGCUCACACUGCAGGAGCAUUAUGGUUCUUUGAAGGGCCUGACAGUGUCUUGGAUAGGUGAUGGUACCAAUGUCCUCCACUCCCUCAUGAUGUCAUUGGCCAAAUUGGGUGUCAAUCUGAGAAUAGCCACUCCAAAGGGUUAUGAGCCAGGUGCUAAUAUCACUCAGGAGGCACUGCGUCUCUCUAAACAGUUUGGGACAGAUUUGCAGUUGUUCUCAGAACCACUGGAGGCAGCUGAGGGUAGUAAUGUGCUGGUGACAGACACAUGGAUUGGCAUGGGCCUAGAAGAUGAGAAGAAUAAGAGGCUGAAAGAUUUCCAUGGCUACCAGGUCACCAUGCAGACAGGAAGUGUAGCUGCUCCAGACUGGACAUUUAUGCACAGUCUUCCACGAAAAUCAGAGGAGGUGGAUGAUGAGCUUUUCUACUCACCACGUACUCUGUCAUUCAGAGAGGCUGAAAACCGCAAAUGGACCAUUAUGGGGUUGAUGGUCUGCAUCUUGACUGACUACAGUCCUCAGAUCCCCAAACUGAAACUGUAACAUUUGAGAAUAUAACUGAACUCCAGAGCAUGUAAAUAACAUUUUAGUCAAGAAGUCAAGAAUUCUCUCUCUUCAUGUUCUCUAAUCUAAUCAGGAAUUUGAAUUUAUA
Molecule: messenger RNA, 1217 nt
Organism: Pangasianodon hypophthalmus (striped catfish)
Lineage: Eukaryota; Metazoa; Chordata; Actinopteri; Siluriformes; Pangasiidae
Product: ornithine transcarbamylase, mitochondrial-like
Exons: 10
Coding region: 50-1108 (352 amino acids)
Biological process (GO): L-citrulline biosynthetic process
Cellular component (GO): mitochondrion
Molecular function (GO): amino acid binding; ornithine carbamoyltransferase activity
Source: RefSeq, a predicted model, not a curated record